Molecule: messenger RNA, 366 nt
Organism: Cooperia oncophora
Lineage: Eukaryota; Metazoa; Nematoda; Chromadorea; Rhabditida; Trichostrongylidae
Source: the annotation of a GenBank genome assembly
AUGCCAACUAAUCUUCUGACUGGUUCCGAUGACUCGGACGAUGGUGUUUUGGAGCGGAGACCACCGAGGAGGCGAUUUUUCCAAAAGUCUGAGAGGGGAUCCAGACGUUUUCUGCUCGACAUCAGCUUUUGCCAUUGCCUUCUGCUCAGCAUUCUGUCAUUAUCGCUCAUUUACGUGGCAGUGAACACCUACACUUUGACGAAACGCUACGUGAAACUUCAAGAAAGCUUCGCUACUGUCACGCAACUGACAACUCGUAUGGAAACCCUCGAACUUGGCAUGAACAGACUACGCCUUGAAUUCGAUUUUUGGAAGGAGAACAGUUCGAACGAUACAACUACACAUGACACUACGGUCUAUGUCUAC